UGAGGUUAUCGUUAGUGCUGUCUUUACCCAUGUUCAUUCUGAAGGGAAGCAACUGUUUUCUUUUGGUAUCUCACAUUUCAGAAUGCAUAAUUUCAACAUAUGCAGUGAAUGUUGAGGUUGGUCAGGUAUUGGUGGUCAGCAGAAUAAAGAAGUUUGUAGAGCAACUGCUCACUUGCCACAAUCAAAUAGAGGCGCCAGGUCGCAGUGGACCACCUACCAAGCCUCAACAGGAAAACAAAUUAGAGUAAGGUGAGCUGCAAUGGCUGGAAACUGGAUACCAGAGGAUGUGUUGAUGGAUACUGAUCUUAUAAAGGUUUUAGUGGAUGUGGCAAAAGACUCGGCCCUUCUAAAUGGAGUGUUGAUGCGGACUAAAGAGACACCCAACUCAUCCGAGGUGGUGACCUAUGCACCAUUCACACUCUUUCCCUCGCCGGUACCCAAGGCUAUAUUCCACCAGGCUCUAACAGUACAAACACACUUUAACCGACUGGUUGACAAGAUCAGCCAGGAUUCAAACUUUCUGGAAGAGGCUCUGGCCAGCACCAUUAAAGUGGAUAAUUUCACUGAGAGGUUGUUCAACAUAUACAGACAUGUCUUGCAGGAAGGCAGGACCCAGUCUAUUGUUUUGGGUCUGAAUCGCUCUGACUACAUGCUGGACCAAAAGGAAGAUGGGAGCGCCUCCCUGAAGCAGAUAGAGAUCAACACCAUUGCAGCCAGUUUUGGUGGUCUCUCGUCACGCACACCAAACAUUCACCGACACGUCCUGAAAGUGGCUGGUCGGUUGGAGGAGUGUAAACGUAUCCUGGAUAACAACCCGUCUGCUGGCCUGGCCGAGGGCUUAUCUAAGGCCUGGGACCUCUAUGGCUCAGAGAGGGCUGUCAUAUUGUUUCUGAUCGAAGAAGUUCAAAGAAACAUCUACGACCAUCGAUAUGUGGAGAAUGAACUAUGGAAGAGGAACAUUCCUGUUAUACGACGGCAGUUUGAAGAUGUAUGUAAAACUGGAUGCCUUGAUCAGAAUAAAAGGCUCUUUGUAGAUGGACGGGAAGUGGCUAUAGUAUAUUUCCGCAAUGGAUACAUGCCACAAAACUACACAGAACAGAACUGGGAGGCUCGUCUCAUGAUAGAGCGUUCUCUGGCUGUGAAGUGUCCAGACAUAAGCACCCACCUGGCUGGCACCAAGAAGGUCCAACAGGAACUGUGCAGACCUGGUGUUCUUGAGAGGUUCUUCCCCGGUGAACCGGAUGUUGUGGAGCAAAUCCGGGCCACCUUUGCCGGGCUGUACACCCUAGAUAUGGGUCCGGAAGGUGACAAGACUGUGGCUAUGGCUUUGGCAAAACCAAACCAGUUUGUUCUGAAGCCACAGAGGGAAGGUGGGGGCAACAACAUCUAUGGAGCUGAGAUCUGUCAUGUACUAGAGGGUGUGAAGAACAGCACUGAGAGGAUGGCCUAUAUUCUGAUGGACAAGGUUCAGCCCCGCCCUGUACACAACUACCUUCUAAGGCUGGGGUCACCUCUCAAACUCAGCACCUGCCUAAGUGAACUAGGCGUGUUUGGGGUUUAUGUCAGGCAGGGCCAAGACAUGGUGCUGAAUGAGUGUGCUGGACAUCUGCUGAGGACCAAGAGUGAUGAACACUCCGAUGGAGGUGUGGCUGCUGGGGUGGCAGUGCUAGACAAUCCCUUCCUCGUCUGACCUACACUGCACUUUGCCCCAUUCCUAAUAGAACUGCAGGAUGGUAAUACAAUGUGAAACACACAAGGCCUUCUUUGACCAAAGAUACACUGCUGCUCCCCGUUCAUUUUAGAUUUUUGCUGGACCGCGUAACUGGAGCCAGCCAAGAGCAAAUGUCACUGACUGACUGAGUGACUGACCUUCGGACUAAGUGACCGACUGAGUGACCGACUGAGUGACCGACUGAGUGACCGACUUAUGGAGUGACCGACUGAGUGACCGACUUAUGGAGUGACCGACUUAUGGAGUGACCGACUUAUGGAGUGACUUACGGAGUGACUGACGGAGUGACUGACGGAGUGACUGACGGAGUGACUGACGGAGUGACUUACGGACAGAUUGAGUGACUGACUGACUUUGGUAACUACAUAUAGUACGUUUAUGGUUAUGUUGCGAUGAACGAA
Molecule: messenger RNA, 2133 nt
Organism: Esox lucius (northern pike)
Lineage: Eukaryota; Metazoa; Chordata; Actinopteri; Esociformes; Esocidae
Gene: gss
Product: glutathione synthetase
Exons: 13
Coding region: 260-1690 (476 amino acids)
Biological process (GO): glutathione biosynthetic process
Cellular component (GO): cytosol
Molecular function (GO): ATP binding; glutathione binding; glutathione synthase activity
Source: RefSeq, a predicted model, not a curated record